This is a messenger RNA of Saccoglossus kowalevskii, 5947 nucleotides long. Its product is annotated as protein disulfide-isomerase A5-like. Lineage: Eukaryota; Metazoa; Hemichordata; Enteropneusta; Harrimaniidae. Gene Ontology annotation, cellular component: endoplasmic reticulum. The record is from RefSeq and is a predicted model, not a curated record. Gene Ontology annotation, biological process: protein folding. Gene Ontology annotation, molecular function: protein disulfide isomerase activity.
GGUGGUGAUUCCUUUACAUUUGGAUGCGGCUAAGAGAAAUUCUAAUCAACAGCUUAUUGAGAAAGUAGAUGACAUAAAAGAAUUCAAGAAAAUUCUGAGAACAAAAACCAAUGUCAUUGUUCUAUUCUCAAAAUGUGCAAAAGUUGUAAACAAACUAAUGGGAAUGUAUGGUGACGUGGCUGCUGAGGUCAAAGGUCUUGGGACGCUAGUUGCUAUUGACUGCGGAGCAAACAAGAAGUUAUGUAAAAAAUUGAAAGUGUCAACAGAAUCGUACACUUUGAAACAUUAUAAAGACGGAGAGUAUCAUAAAGAUUAUGACAGACAAGAAUCAGUAAAAUCCAUGACAAAUUUCAUGAAAGACCCUGUUGGUGAUGCACCUUGGGAUGAAGACCCAUUGGCUGGAGAUGUACGUCACCUUGGUAACGACAAUGAUUUGCGUAAAUUAUUACAAAAAGAGAAAAAACCUGUUUUAUUGAUGUUUUACGCUCCAUGGUGCGGUCAUUGUAAACAACUAAAACCAGAAUUUGCAGAAGCUGCUACAGAACUCAAAGGAGAAGCAAUAUUGGCGGGGAUGGAUGUUGAUAAGCCAGAAAAUUAUGGAAGUCGACAAACUUUUAAUAUCACUGGAUUUCCAACUAUUUAUUACUUUGAGGGUGGUAAGAUGAAAUACCUGUAUGGUGGAGAACGCAACAAAGCUGGAAUUCUCACAUGGAUGAGGGAUCCUCAGCCACCAAAGGAGCCAGAGAAGGAGUUAGGAUGGAGUGAUGAAGACAAUAAUGUUGUUCAUUUAUUGGAUGAGACAUUUGAUGAAUUUAUACAGGAACAUAACUCUGUUAUGGUUAUGUUUUAUGCACCAUGGUGUGGUCAUUGUAAAAAGAUGAAACCAGAAUAUAGUGAAGCUGCCACCCAACUUAUAGAUGAAGAGGUGGAUGGAGUUCUUGCUGCUGUUGAUGCUACCGUGGCAACAGAGGUUGCUAAGCGCUAUGAGGUCAAAGGUUACCCCACAGUUAAAUACUUCAAAGAUGGUGAAUUUGCUUGGGAUUUCAAUGAAAGAUUAAAAGACAAAAUAAUUGAACACAUGAGAGAUCCUCAAGAACCCCCUCCUCCACCCCCUCCAGAACCAGCUUGGAGUGAACAAGAAACAGAUGUACAUCAUUUAACAGAAGAAACAUUUAAACCAUUUCUCAAGAAAAAGAAGCAUACCCUUGUUAUGUUUUAUGCACCAUGGUGUGGUCAUUGUAAAAAAGCUAAACCAGAGUUCACGUCGGCGGCCGAAACCUUUAAAGACAAUAAUAAGGUUGCCUAUGCUGCCGUGGAUUGCACAGCUGAAACCGAAAUUUGUUCCACUUAUGAUGUCUCUGGAUAUCCAACCUUAAAAUACUUCAAUUACGGCAAAAAUCCCCAAGCCUACAUGGGAGGAAGAACAGAACAAGACUUCAUAGCCUUUAUGAAUGACCCAACCAAUCCCAGCCCAGCGCCCAAAGAACCCCAAGAAGAUUUUUUCGAGGAAAUUGAUGGCGGAGAAAAUGUCUACCAACUAACUGAAAGCAGUUUUGAUACUUUUGUAAAAGAACGCUCCUCAGUGCUGGUCAUGUUUUACGCACCGUGGUGUGGUCACUGUAAGAAGUCUAAACCUGAUUUUGCAGCGGCUGCCACACAGCUUGAUGAAGAAGGUAUUGAUGCUGCCCUUGCUGCUGUUGAUGCCACGGUAGAAAAAGGUUUACAGAAUAGAUUUGAUGUUACAGGAUUCCCAAAAUUCAAGUAUUUCAGAAAUGGUGCCUUUGCAUUUGAUUAUAGUUCAAAGCGAGACACGCAAUCAUUUGUUGAGUUCAUGAAGGAUCCUAAGGUAACUCCUGCACCACCACCAGAACCGAAAUGGAGUGAAAUACCAAACAACAUCCAUCAUUUGACGACUGACAACUUUGACACAUUUGUGACCAUCAAGGAACAUGUUUUAGUUAUGUUUUAUGCCCCAUGGUGCGGUCACUGUAAAGCCGCCAAACCGGCGUACUCCACCACCGCCGACAAUUUCAAGGACGAUCCUACAAAAUACUUAGCUGCUGUUGACUGUACAGAGAACACUGAAAUUUGUACAAGUCAAGAAGUGUCAGGAUAUCCCACUUUCAAGUUGUUCAGCAACGGCAAAUUCAAUAAAGAUUUCAGCGGUGCUCGAAGUGUGACCGACUUCACCGAUUUCAUGAUGCAAUUAAAAUCUUCACACAAACGUGAAGAACUCUGAGGAAAAUUGCUUUGAUUUUAUUCAACAUGCUAUUGUAGAAUACUUUAUUUUUGCUUGGAAUUAAUUUUUACUAUUUUCACUGAAGGAAUGAUUCAGUGAAAAUAAAGUCCAAUGAAUAUACCUUUUUUCCUAUAUUUUACAUUCAACUUGUCAAAAAUUAGUGAAAAUAAAUUCCAUACAAAACACCAAAAAAGUCUUUUCAGGGAAAAUUAAUUUCAGCUAAAAUAAAGUAUUCUACAGUACUUUGAAUUUUCCCUCAUUGAUCUCCCUAGAAAUGAGGUGUAUAUUUCAUAUAUAGGGCGCUUGUCAUUAUAGAGGGCGCUGUUUGUCAUCUGAUUUAUUGAGGUACACUACUCAGGUUAAAAAUUGUAGCAUUUUUUUUAUACACAUAAGGUGAAAGUUGAAUAAAAAUUGAAUGAAAAUUAAACGUUUUGCAAGGUCUGAGAAAAUGUCUGCAAAAUGUUAGCCUGAAAUUUUUUUGUUGUAUUAUUUUGCUGUAUUCUUAAAAUCUGCAGUAUGGUUUUUUGACUCGUAUGUUUGUGUUCAUCAUUCACGUCACCCAACUUGAGUUAAUCUAAAGUUUUUUACAAGAUUACAUCUGAUUGGCUACCCAACCCUAACACUGAACAGUCUGACCAAUUAGAGAGCAGCUUAUUUGUUGACUAUCUUUUUUCGAUGUAACAAAUUGUCUUUUAUAUGUGCUUUGACUCCAUUGCUCUCCCUUUAACGACAUUUGCGAACAACCUAAGCAACGAAGUAAAUUUUGUUUGAGUAUGAUCAUUGAGGUAGCGUGAAUGCAAUAAAUGUACCUCCAACACUAUGCAAGAGUACUGGAGGGUCUUAUCCCUUAAACAAACAAUGCCCCCUAACUGAGUGUCUGAAGGGUGGUAGCUGUCGCACAGCGAGUUCAAAUUCAAAAGUAAACAAACAAUGUAUUUUGUGUUGUUUUUAUGAGUGCCAUACUGAUCACAGCGCAACGCUACAACCACUCCCCUUUAAUUUAGAAAGAUUGCUUAAAUUAAUAUUCUGCAGUUAAUUUCUCGUUGCAAUCUACAAUCUACAAUGGUGUGCCAUGACACUCCAGGCGAAGAACCAGCCAAUGUCGCAACAAACAUGUGCCGACUGGGCGCACGCGACAAUUUUCACUGUGAUCACAUUCCCCUAAUGUCGGUGGAUUGUUGAAUCCAAUCUAUUGACAGGGAUGGGCCACACCUAUCAUUCCCAUGAAUUACGCUCAAUUGAAAAGAUUACUACAGAUCACGAAGUUUGCCAGACGGAAGUCGAUUUAAAGUCUUUCUCAUUUGCAUAUUCUAUGGGCUGUUCUAAUUUGAAUACGCAACCAGUUAAAGCGAGAGGGGGGCUUCACCUGCGUAUGCGGCAGACGGCCAUAGCGUGUUGUUGUUUACAAACAUGAGUCUACCCAUCAGCCUUUGCAUUUUUAGCGUGCAUUGUUAUUGUCGCUUGGGACAUAUUUCCCAUGCAUGCACAGGUGACGACCCCUCCGCUUUAACAUUUGAUAGUGUUGUAUCAAUCAGGAUGGUAUCUCAGAUUUUUGUGAACGUAACUAAAACAUAACAAUUUUAUUAUCUGUGGGGAACAGUAUAUGAAUAUAACAAUGAACAAUUACAACAAUAACAAAUCAAGAAGUAACAUCUAACCCAAUACUGACAUUAUGAUGUACUAAAAAAUUGACUUUUAUCAAAGAUUUCUGAUAUUUCGGUCUUCAAUUUGUGAAUGUUCGAAAACGAUUCUUUUCCUUGUGCAUCAUUCAAAAGUAUUUAAAGGGCCGUGGACGUCGCGCCGCGUCCUGUUCGAUAUGGGACUCAUAGCGACGUAUACAACGCGUGUAAAAUACAUUGUUUAUUUACAUGAAAUUUGAAAACGCGCUGCGCGACCACCACAGCGCUUUAAUGUCUGAUUAGUGUACCUCCAUACAAGAUGACCCACUUCUCAAUAUCCUGAAUCUCCAUGGCGAUGAUCUGUAAAUUUUGGGACGAGUGGAGAUAAGAUUUUGAUGUUUUUUUCACAUGAGAGAGUGAGUAUUUUGUAAGACAGUCUCUCAUUGGCUGCCAGCUUAUAACACUUAUCCAUCUAGCCAAUCAGAGAACUAUAUAUAAAAUGCAGCACCUCAAAUCGUAAAAAAACUGGAGGGCACUGUAAACCAUUUAAUUUCGCUAUAAAUUUUUAUGAUUUUCACCGACUCACGAAAAUUUGUCUCUUGCGAAAGUUACUUGGUUUACAAUUUAUUCUGUCAAUAAUGUAAUUCAAAUAUGCACAACUUUUGUUAUAUCUUGAUUAGUGCGCCCUCUACAGGACUGAUUUGGAACCAAACCGGACUCGCAAGUCAGCUCGUUCAAUCAAGUUUAGAUGACCUCUGACGAUGCAAUUAAAAUGUCUUAGCCCAUUAUUUCUUUAGUUUUCAAAGUUAUGUUUAUAAAAUUUGAAUUUUCUUUUAACCAAAUUGCAAAUUCCUCAUUUGUUGUAACAUAUUUUUUACGGUUACUUUUUCCAUAGACUACUUUCCUGGAAGUGACCAAACUGGGGUGCAUAAUUACAUGCGAGUUUUCUGAUGGUCGAUAGAAGAGAAUUUAUUUUUGUGAUGUCGAUUGGUACGCCCAGAAGCACGAUAUCAUGCAUGCAAGUUUACAUUACACCCCAAAACUGCAUGCGCGUGCAUGCAAAACGCUGUAUCUUUGACUUCCAGGAAAUUCGUCUAUGUGUGAUUUCUUUUCCAUUGAGUUACUAACAAACAAAUGUGUAUGCUCCUUGUAUUAUUCAAAAUGUCUGUGCGUCAGUGAUGGGUCAUAUUGAUCCUAAUAUUAUUAGAAAUUGUUUUAUUUGAUGAACAUGUCUGCAGAAUUCUCCAUCUUGUCAUUCCCAUGAUGCAAAGUGUGAAAAUAUGGAAGGUACUGACAAUUAUGACUCCCUGAUCAUUAUAGAGGGCGCUAUAUCAUGAAUACAUUUUUCAUGUAGAGGGCGCUGUAUUAAUUUCACCUUUCUCAGAGAGCCCUUACAAGAAUGUAUUUAAUUACUGUAAAACACUUUAUUUUAGUUGAAAUUAAUUUUUGCUGAAAAGACUUUUUGGGUGUUUUCUAUGGAAUGUAUUUUCACUGAUUUGUUGUUGAGUUGGAUGUAACAUAUAGGAGAAAGGGUAUAUUCGUUGUAUUUUAUUUUCACUGAAUCAUUCCUUCAGCGAAAAUAGCAAAAGUUAAUUCCAAGCGAAAUUAAAGUAUUUACAGUAUUUUUUGUAUAGAGGGCACCCUUUCUGUCAUAGAGGGCAGUCUUUAAAUUAUGUCUAUAUAAUGAUUUUCAUAGCCAUCUUUUAGAUCACAGAAACUCACUCAGAUUAAUCUUCAUAAAUAACAUUAUUAAUAAUAAUGCAAUUCACUUGAUAUGCAAAUAACUAAAAAAACUAUGUUGUGUUGUCUAUUUUCUUAAAUUUUCCUUCUACAAAAUUUGCAACUUUCACUGAUUUGUAAGAAUUUGUCCCGCAUGAAAUCAAAUCUGUUGAUAGUAAUCAUCAAAAAUUAUUCAAGAAAUAUAUUGCUGUCAACAUUCUUACCCAAAUAUGAACAAUUUUUAUUAUGUUUUGACUAGUGCGCCCUCUACAGGACUGAUUUGGAAUCAGCUUGUUGACACAAAAAAAUCAUCAAUGACACGAACAACUUAUUCAGUGUCGUUUUCAUGAAUAACAUUAGUGAUAAUAAU